UUUAUGGUGAUCACAGCUCAAUGAGUUUCUGUUCUUCUGUGUUCAGAUCGCUGUGGAAGGACGCAGAGAGAGUCGCCAUGUUUGAAAAUGUCCCUGCAGUGUCCUCAGCAGAGCGUCAGCAGGUUCUGGGAGCUCUGGAGCGCCUGCAGGCCAAACUGGUGCAGCAGGAGGAGUGGACCCACAGCGAAAACCUGGUGACCCUGAGAGAGACCCUGCAGAGUCCACUUUUCAGCCACAUCCUCACCCUCCAGCACUCCAUCAGACAGCUCCGAAACCAGUUGAGCAUUAUGCCGCCUGAGGUCUGCAGCGAGUUCAGUUUCUCUAAAAAGGGUCAGCUGAUCAUGAGCACCAUCAGCCCUCCCAGCAGCAGCAGCAGCAGCAUGGCCCCGCCCACUCUGUCAGCCUCUUCCUCCAUCCUGACCAACAGUUUGGCACUGCCCUCGACCGACUUGCUCCAGAGGUGGAUCAUCGCUGCAAGCAAGGGCCGUCAGACCGAGCAGGUCAGUCUGUCCCGGCCAGCGUCGGGCGGUCUGGGCUUCAGCGUGGUCGGUCUGAACCCUGCAGGAAGCAGCAGUCAAGGUGUCUUCAUCAAACACAUCCAGCCUGGAGGCGUCGCUCACAGGGACGGACGUCUCCAGGAGAGGGACCAGAUUCUGGUGAUAAAUGGCAGUGCUCUGGAGCCAGGGAUCAGCCAGCAGCAGGCGCUGUCCCUGCUGCAGCAGCCUGGAGAGAGGGUGGACCUGGUGGUGGCCAGGGACUGCGCACCGAAUGCAUCGCCACCACCCACCACUGCCAUCAACCCGGACCAGUGGGGUCACAUGGAAGAGAUCGAGCUGGUGAAUGACGGAUCUGGGUUGGGCUUUGGAAUCGUGGGAGGGAAGGCUUCCGGGGUGGUAGUCCGGACCCUCAUCCCAAACAGCGUUGCUGACAAGGAUGGACGACUUCGCACAGGUGACCACAUCCUUCGCAUUGGGGCCACGCCCACAACUGGGCUCUCCAGCGACCAGGUGGUCAAGGUGCUGCAGGCCUGUGGGAGCCGUGUCACUAUGCUGAUUGCCAGGGACCACAAAGGUCAGAGGUCAGCACCCCAGCCACCUCCACUGCCUCCAGAUUCUGCACCGGUCUCCUCCAUUGCAUCACAACCCUCACAGCUGCACAACCAACGCCGGGUCAGCAAGACGCCCAACCUGGAGGGUUAUGAGAUCCAUGAAGUUCCUCUAAUGAAGAAGGAUGGACAGAGCCUCGGCAUCUCAAUCAUCGGCCACAACCCGCUGACCAGCCAGGAUGCAGUGGGCGUGUUCGUGAAGCAUGUUGUUCCAGGAAGUGCAGCCGAUGAAAGUGGAAACAUCAGAGUCCACGACCGACUGAUCGCUUUGGAUGGCAUCAGUCUCCACGGCCUGACCAAUCAGGAGGUGCUGGAGGUGAUGAAGCAGACGGGUCAGACUGUUCUUCUCACUGUAGUCAGGAAAAAACCCAGAGUCCAGGAAAGGUCCUUGGAUAAAGUGGAGAGAGAGCCGUCUCGAGUGUCCUUGAAGAGGUCACAGGAGGUCAAAGCUCGCUCGCCUGUUCUGGGCUCCAUGAUGGGGAAACUAGAACCAUCCUACAUCAACACCGCACCGCUAACCAGGGCGUUGGAACCUGAGCUGAGGGCCAAGUGGGAGCAGGCACUCGGACCGCAGUACGAAGUCAUGGUGGUGGAGCUGGAUCCUGUCAUUGAAGAUUUUGCUGAGGUGCAAAAAUACUCCAAGUUGCUGCCCAUCCACACACUGCGCCUUGGUGUCGAGUUGGACUCAUUUGAUGGUCACCACUACAUCUCUUUUGUGGCUCCUGGAGGCGCCGUGGACAAACAUGGAGUCCUGAGACCAGAAGAUGAGCUGCUGGAGGUUAACGGUGUUCAGCUUUACGGGAAGUCUCGUCGGGAAGCUGUGUCCUUCCUCAAAGAGGUGCCGCCACCUUUUACUCUGGUCUGCUGCAGACACCCGACCUCUGACAUGGAACCGGAACCAGAACCAGAACCUGCACUGAGACCUGAACCAAAUGUGGAUGAGAUGGAACUGAAGCUGUCAUCAUUCCUGAGCUUAGACAAGCAGCACAAACGUCAACAGCCUGAUGGUCUGUUCUCACAUCAUCAGCAGGCAGCAUCUCUAGAAGAGGAGCCUGAAGAGGAGGAGACACAGUGCAAACAGCAGCAAGAGGAGGAGGAGGAGGAGGAGGAGGAGGAGGAGCUGGCUCUGUGGUCUGCUGAUGUUCAGAUGUUGGAGCUCGAGAAGGAGAGCGGCAAAGGACUUGGCUUCAGCAUCCUCGACUAUCAGGACCCGCUGGACCCUGGUCGCUGUGUAAUGGUGAUCCGUUCUCUGGUUCCUGGUGGUUUAGCGGAGCAGCACGGUGGUCUCCUGCCUGGAGAUCAGCUGGUCUCCGUCAACCACACGCAGCUGGACCUGCUGACUUUGGCCCAAGCCGUGGAGGUCCUGAAGUCCGCCCCACCUGGCGCCGUCCGCCUGGGCAUCCGCAAGCCUCUUGUGGUUGAAGGACCAGAGGGGAGGACGAGGACGGAGGACAGCAGCCACGUUUUGCCUCAUGACCCACACCUGCCUGGACCAAAGAGUUCCAGUGACAGCGUCAUUCUACCCGAAAACCUUCACAAAAAUGAGGAGGAGGAGGAGCCAGAGCUGAUCUUGGAUGGAGGCGUCCCCCGUUACACCUCUGUGACUUCUGACCUUCUGCCUGUGACAGCGGAGGAAGAUGGGAGAGAGAUGGCUGUGGAUGAGGAAGAGGUGGAGGAGCUGCAGGAGGAGAAGGUGGAGAGCACAGUGGAUUCCCUCCCCAGGAGAGGCCCUCCAUCGUGGGAGGAGUGGAAGCUGGCCUCCUCGAGCGGGUCAGUGGGAGCAGAGGAGAUUUUGAGAGAAAAGGAGCAUCAGGAGUUUGGUGUGGAAGAGGAGAUAAAGGAGGCCCUGCAGAGCUCAGACUACGAAACCAGCUGGACUCCUGGGAAUCGUCUGGGAUUUCCAGACUUCAGAGACAGUGAAGCCAACUCGGAGCUCACUCUGACGGACACAGACACCGAGUCUGUGAGGGUUCCUGACUCCAGCAGGAGGAAGAGGCGGAGCCAGGCCAGAGUUUCUCUACCAAUCGGAGGAGUCCAGCGUGACCUUCCUGAACGAGAGGAUGGGGAAGGGGAGGAAACUCCCACUUUCAGCCACUGGGGGCCCCCACGCAGGGUGGAGGUGUGGCUGGAGGAGGACCAGUCUCUGGGUCUAAGCAUCGUGGGGGGGCGUGAUGUCAUCAAGCGUCUGAGGAACGGGGAGGAGCUGAAGGGAAUCUUCAUCAAACAGGUUUUACCGGGCAGCCCCGCUGCCAAGACCCAGUGCCUGAAGACUGGCGACAAGAUCCUGGAGGUAUCAGGUGUGGACCUGCGGGCCGCCAGCCACGAGGAAGCAGUGGGUGCCAUCAAAUCAGCUCCCAGCCCCGUGGUCUUCAUCGUGCAGAGCCUGUCUGCCACCCCGCGGCCUGUCUCUGUAAUGGCUUCCAGCUACAGCAAACACAAAGCAAAGAGGACAGACUCUCCGAAACCAGCAGUGUUGCCCCCUCUCAGGCAGCCCCCACCCUACAGACCGCCCAUGCAGGCAGACCAGGACCCUAACCCUGAUCUGGAGCAGGCCAAAGAGCAUUGGUGUGAGCAGGAUUUGGACCUGCAGGGGGAGCUGUUGUACGUGGAGCUGGAGAAGGAUCGGCAGGGUUUGGGUCUCAGCUUGGCCGGGAACCGGGAUCGUUCUCAGCUCAGCAUCUUCGUCGUGGGACUUCACCCCGGAGGACCUGCUGCUCGCGAUGGACGGAUCCGGGUUGGAGAUGAGCUGCUGGAGAUUAACAGUCAGGUUCUGUAUGGGCGGAGUCACCAGAACGCCUCUGCCAUCAUUAAGAGCGCCGCUGCCAAGGUGAAGCUAAUCCUGCUCAGGAAUGAAGAUGCUAUAAAUCAGAUGGCCGUCCUCCCUUUCCCAAAGCCACCACCGCCGCCCACCGUAAGCCCCGAGUCCGUGUCUGCAGCUCCUGUCCCUGCGUCUGUCUCCAGAGAGCGGUUCCUCCUUCCUGACAGUCUCACCCUCCACCCUUCAUCAGACUCACCGGAGGAGGCCAACGAGCACCAACAGAACAGCAGAAGCAGCAACAGCACCCCCGAGUGUCUGACAGAUUCAGAUGUUUGUACCAAGGUGCUGGCUGAAGCAGAGUCUCCAGAAAAUGGGCUGCAGGCUCUCAAGGCUCCACUGGAACAGCAGUCCUGCAGGUCGUCUAGUGACUCCAGGAACCAGACGGCACCGGCACCUUCACCUCCCCUGAUCAGCCCCGACCUGCAGACUGCCAACAGAGACCCAUCUAGUUGUGCCAUUGUUCCUGGUCAGGAGACUGUGUUGGAGAUCUGUAAAGGUCGAUCGGGGCUGGGUCUGAGUAUUGUUGGAGGAAGAGACACUCAGCUGGAUGCCAUAGUGAUCCAUGAGGUAUAUGAGGAAGGAGCUGCAGCCAGAGAUGGAAGACUCUGGCCUGGAGACCAAAUCCUAGAGGUCAACGGCGUGGACCUCCGCAGUGCCUCUCAUGAGGAGGCCAUCAAAACGCUGCGGCAGACCCCAGCCAGGGUGCGUCUGGUGGUCCUGAGGGAUGAGGCUCAGUAUCGUGAUGAGGAGAACUUGGACAUCUUUAAGGUGGAACUACAGAAGAAGACCGGCAGAGGGCUGGGACUCAGUAUUGUCGGGAAAAGGAGUGGCAGCGGUGUGUUUAUCUCUGAGGUGGUCAGAGGGGGCGCUGCUGAGCUGGACGGUCGUCUGAUGCAGGGGGAUCAGAUCCUGUCCGUUAACGGCGAUGACAUGAGACACGCCUCACAGGAAACUGUUGCUGCCACGCUGAAAGGUGUUGGUGACUCCCUUGGGGUGAGUAUAGCGGGAGGAAAGGGCAGUCCGCUGGGGGAUGUGCCCAUCUUCAUUGCUAUGAUUCAGGCUAACGGCGUCGCUGCGAAGACACACCAACUCAAAGUGGGCGACAGGAUCGUCAGUAUAAACGGUGACUCUGUGGAUGAUCUCACACACAGCAGUGUGGUCAACAUGCUGAAGAACAGCUACGGAAUCAUCAGUCUGCAGGUGGUCGCAGACACAAACAUCAGUGCCAUCGCCAGUCAGGUGGAGAGUUUGACCAGCAGCUCCAACACAGACGCACACACAGCAGAGCCUGAGGGUCCACAGCCCCGUAGCAUCCGUCUGGAAAAAGGUUCUGAGGGCCUCGGCUUCAGCAUCGUCGGAGGCUUUGGGAGUCCACACGGAGACCUGCCCAUCUACGUCAAGACUGUCUUCAGCAAGGGCGCCGCAGCCAUGGAUCGGCGGCUGAAGCGUGGAGACCAGAUUCUGUCAGUGAAUGGAGAAAGCCUGCAGGGGGCGACACACGAGCAGGCUGUUGCCAUCCUGAAGAAGCAAAAAGGAAGCGUCACGCUGGACGUCCUCUCCUAACACACACACACGAACACGGAUGCUCACAGAUGGAUUACAGCGAAACAUGACUACAGCACGAUGCUCCAUCAUGGAUCCGAGCGCUCAAGUUACUAACAUGCAAAAAAAAAAAAAAAACAACCUUCUGACCGUUUCCAGCAUGGACAUACUGCUUCU
Messenger RNA from Thalassophryne amazonica, 5642 nucleotides. It is a transcript of the gene patj, whose product is annotated as PATJ crumbs cell polarity complex component. Bases 21 to 5486 code for a protein of 1821 amino acids. Lineage: Eukaryota; Metazoa; Chordata; Actinopteri; Batrachoidiformes; Batrachoididae. Gene Ontology annotation, molecular function: protein binding. The transcript has 44 exons. The record is from RefSeq and is a predicted model, not a curated record.